Messenger RNA from Populus nigra (black poplar), 3579 nucleotides. RefSeq names its product LRR receptor-like serine/threonine-protein kinase GSO2. Gene Ontology annotation, biological process: protein phosphorylation. The transcript is spliced from 4 exons. Gene Ontology annotation, molecular function: receptor serine/threonine kinase binding; ATP binding; protein kinase activity. The record is from RefSeq and is a predicted model, not a curated record. NCBI's taxonomy places the organism in Eukaryota, Viridiplantae, Streptophyta, Magnoliopsida, Malpighiales, Salicaceae. Bases 186 to 3434 code for a protein of 1082 amino acids.
UCGCUUCUUACCUUCUUCCCAAGAGAAAUGUAAUAAUAGAAUAUAUCUAGGUUAAAGGCCUUCAGGAUGAACCUUCCCCGACAGUUUCCUUCCCAACUCUUGGUAUAUAUAUCGCUAUUCAAGACCUGUCAAUUACUUUCAACAUCUUUUUUUUCUCUUCCUGUCCUAAUUCCAUCCUCAAAUCCAUGAAGGGAACUUGCUUUCUUAAUUUCAUUCCAACUUUUUUGUUGCUAGUUUCCAUGGCUUACAGUGCAAUGGAAGUAACUAAUAUUACAGCCGAUCAAACUGCUCUUCUAGCUCUUAAAGCCCAUCUUACUGACCCUCAUAACAUCUUGCCAAACAACUGGUCCACCACUGCCUCUGUAUGCAGCUGGAUUGGUGUCACUUGUGGUGCUCAGCGCGACCGAGUGAGCGGCUUGAAUCUUUCUCACAUGAGUCUUUCUGGCUACGUCCCUUCAGAGAUUGGAAACCUGUCAUCCCUCGUUUUCCUAUCCAUUAGAAACAACAAUUUCCAAGGGUCCCUGCCUAAUGAGUUAGCUCACUUGCUUCACCUGGAGUUUCUUGACCUUGGAUUCAAUUCAUUCACCGGAGACAUUCCUCCAAGCUUAGGUUCCUUGCCUAAACUCAAAAGCUUGUUGCUAGAAGCUAACUUUUUCUUAGGCAAUUUACCAUUAUCACUAUGGAAUAUAUCCUCAUUGCAAACAAUCAAUAUGAGUUACAACCAGCUUCAUGGUUUCAUGCCCUCCAGCGUCUUCAGCAGGCCUUCACUGUAUACAAUUGAUCUAAGUUUCAAUAAACUAUCGGGUGAAAUCCCAAUGGAUAUUUUCAAUCAUCUCCCUGAAUUAAGAGGGAUCUAUUUCUCCAGGAAUCGACUCAGUGGAAGCAUUCCAAGAACUAUCGGGAACUGUACAUUGAUUGAGGAGAUAAAUUUCAGUGAAAACAACUUGACAGGUGUAUUACCACCUGAAUUGGGUGGCCUUACCAACCUGAAAACAUUGAGAAUCGACGACAAUGCUUUAAUUGGCAAUGUUCCAUCCGCGCUCUUCAAUAUAUCGGCAAUUGAAGUUAUUGGGAUGUAUGCAAAUUUGCUUUCAGGGAGUCUUCCUCCAACCAUGGGCCUUUUCAUGCCGAACCUAAGGGAGCUUCGUCUAGGGGGAAAUGAACUCGAGGGAACAAUUCCUAGCUCUAUCUCCAAUGCAUCUACUCUCGCUGUCGUGGACUUAUCCAACAAUUCAUUUACUGGUCUUAUUCCUGGCACACUUGGUAACCUGAGACAACUUCAAGUGCUCAAUCUAGCCAACAAUCAUUUGACGAGCGAGUCUUCUACACCACAGUUAAGUAUUCUCUCUGCAUUGGAAAAUUGCAAGAAUCUGAGAAGGAUAUAUUUGUCAGUCAAUCCCCUCAAUACCACCCUUCCAAUUUCCUUUGGAAAUCUCUCUUCCUCACUUGAACAGUUUUGGGCAGACGAUUGCAACCUUAAGGGGAACAUUCCUAAUACAAUCGGCAAUUUAAGCAGCCUGAUAGCUUUGAGCUUGGCAAACAACGAACUGGCCAGUGUAGUUCCAACUGCAACUGAAAGAUUGACAAAUCUCCAACUUUUGGAUCUCCAAGGUAAUCAACUAGAGGGAAAUAUCACAGAUAACCUUUGCCACUCGGACAGCUUGUUUGACUUAUCCUUGGGUGGUAAUAAGCUUUCCGGAUCUAUCCCUGAAUGCUUGGGUAAUCUGACAACUUUAAGACAUCUCAACUUAAGCUCCAAUAACUUCACUUCCACAAUACCCUUGUCCUUGGGGAACCUUGCAGGUAUUUUGGUUCUCAACCUGUCGUCAAACUUUCUCAGUGGGUCUCUCCCGUUAGUAUUCAGACAACUGAUGGUCGCGGAAGAAAUUGAUUUGUCAAGGAAUCAGUUAUCAGGUCAAAUUCCAAACAGCACAUGGGACCUUAAGAAUCUAGCCUAUCUCUCCUUGGCUACAAAUAGAUUGCAAGGUCCUAUUCCUGGGUCACUUAGUUUUGCAGUAAGCUUGGAGUUCUUGGAUCUCUCUCAUAACAGUCUUUCUGGACUUAUUCCCAAGUCCUUAGAGACACUCUUUCAUCUCAAAUAUUUUAAUGUGUCUUUCAAUGUACUACAGGGAGAAAUUCCUAGUGAGGGACCUUUCAGAAACUUCUCAGCUCAGUCAUACAUGAUGAACAAUGGACUUUGCGGUGCACCACGCCUACAAGUUCCACUUUGCAAAACUUAUGCUCUCCGAGGAUCAACAGUAACCCUCGUGUUCCUUCUGGAAUUGAUUUUACCAUUAAUUGCUGCUACAAUGGCAGCAUUAUACAUAUUCAUAUGGUUAAGAUGCCCAAAAAAGAAUGUUCGUCCGAACCUGGUCAAUACAAGGUUUACAUACCGAGACCUUGAGCAAGCAACAGAUGGAUUUGGUGAAGGCAAUCUCCUUGGGAGGGGGAGUUUUGGUUCAGUAUACAAAGGAACACUUAGAGAUGGGAAGAUUGUCGCAAUAAAGGUUUUCGAUGCUGAAAAUGAAGUUUGUUGUAGGAGUUUUGAAGUUGAGCGUGAAGUGAUGUGCAAUGCCUGUCAUCCGAAUAUCAUCACAAUUUUUUGCAGCUCUAAUGCUGUUAAUUUUAAAGCCUUGGUAAUAGAGUACAUGGUUAAUGGGAGCCUCGACAAGUGGCUUUAUACUCACAACUACAGUCUGGAUAUCCUACAAAGACUCGACAUAAUGAUAAACACUGCAUCAGCCUUAGAAUACCUUCAUUCUAGUUGUUCAAGGAUUAUUAUUCAUGGUGAUUUAAAGCCCAGCAACAUCCUGCUAGAUGAAGAUAUGAUUUCACGUUUGAGUGAUUUUAGCAUUUCCCAGUUCUUAAAACCAGAUGGUCAACAUAAUUCUUCAGGACCAAGCCUCUUUCUUGGCACAAUUGGAUAUGUGGCACCAGAAUAUGGUAUUCAUGGAAUUGUUUCGACAGAAACAGAUGUGUACAGUUUUGGUAUUUUGUUGAUGGAAACUUUCACAGGGAAGAAGCCGACGGAUGAAAUGUUUGGAGGAGAAAUGAGCUUGAGAAGUUGGAUCAUGGAGACAUUACCCCGUGAAAUAGAAAGAGUAGUUGAUCCUUGUUUAUUACAGAAUGAGGAAGAAUACUUCCAUACUAAAACCACAUGUCUAUCGGAUAUUAUGAGAUUGGCUCUGAUGUGCACUUCAGAGUCACCCGUUGAGAGGUUAAAUAUGAAAGUAGUAGUAGACACACUUGAUGAGAUCAAACGAUUGUUUCUCUGGAAUAUCUCUGGAGACGACUCUGGUGAGUCCAAUUUGGAAGAGUUAUAUCCGAAUCACAUUAGAAAUAACAUGAAAAAGUUCGUGAAAUGGAGGAGGGAAACCCUGUUGCCUAACCUGGAGUGGCGUUUGCCUGAUUACCAAUACGAGACUAACAGUUGAACGUUAGAGUCUGCUUGUAGUUAGUUCUUGUCAAUGCAAAGCCCUUUGUUCUUUGCUUAGAAAUUGAAAGAUGACAAUCAAGUUAUGGUCAUGUCAUACAUAUCUAGUUAUUGUAGUAACAAUUGGCAUUGUCCUGCUUAUUGCA